AUGGUUCAUCUGGCACUUUCUCUAAAUGCCAUCCGUAAAGCUACAAAUUUGAACCGUUUAACCAACUUAUACCAGUCUUUUAAAUGUCGAAACCUAAGUUACACUAGCGGAUACACUAUUAUUGACCAUUCAUUCGAUGCGGUGGUUGUUGGUGCAGGUGGGGCAGGUUUACGUGCAGGUUUUGGCCUCGCAAAUGAGGGUUUCAAAACUGCAAUUAUAACAAAAUUAUUUCCCACCAGAUCUCACACUGUUGCUGCUCAGGGUGGAAUAAAUGCUGCUCUUGGGAAUAUGGAGCCUGAUGACUGGCGUUUCCAUAUGUAUGAUACAGUCAAAGGUUCCGAUUGGUUAGGUGACCAGGAUGCUAUUCAUUACAUGUGUGAAGAGGCCCCACAAGCCGUUAUCGAGUUGGAAAACUAUGGGGUGCCUUUUAGUCGCUUGGAGAACGGCAAAAUAUACCAGCGAGCAUUUGGUGGUCAAAGCAUAGACUAUGGGCGCGGUGGUCAGGCCCAUCGCUGUUGUGCAGUUGCGGAUCGAACUGGGCAUUCACUUUUGCAUACAUUAUAUGGCCGGUCAUUACGUUAUGACGCCACUUAUUUCAUUGAAUAUUUCGUAUUGGAUCUUCUCAUGGAAAAUGGCGAGUGUCGUGGUGUCAUUGCUGUAUGUUUAGAGGAUGGGACUUUGCAUCGUUUCCGUUCUAAAAAUACAGUUCUUGCUACAGGGGGUUAUGGUCGUACAUACUUUUCCUGUACUUCAGCACAUACUUGUACAGGCGAUGGGACGGCAAUGGUCACACGGGCUGGGUUGCCUAAUCAAGACAUGGAGUUUGUUCAGUUUCAUCCCACAGGAAUUUAUGGGGCUGGGUGCUUAAUCACCGAGGGCUGUCGAGGUGAGGGUGGUUACCUCAUUAAUAGUAAAGGAGAGAGAUUUAUGGAGAGAUAUGCUCCUAAUGCUAAAGAUCUAGCUUCUCGGGACGUUGUGUCAAGAGCAAUGACGAUUGAGAUUCGCGAAGGACGAGGAGUUGGUCCUAGGAAAGAUCACAUAUUUUUGCAACUUUCUCAUCUUCCGGUAGACCAACUACACACUCGACUUCCUGGUAUAUCGGAGACAGCAAAAAUAUUUGCAGGUGUUGAUGUUACAAGGGAUCCCAUUCCUGUGUUACCUACCGUCCACUAUAAUAUGGGAGGAAUUCCUACAAACUAUAAAGGACAGGUGCUGACUUAUGAUCCGGUUGCUAAAAAAGAUAAGGUCGUUCCUGGACUAUAUGCUGCUGGUGAAGCUGCUUGUGCAUCAGUUCACGGCGCUAAUAGACUAGGUGCCAACUCACUACUUGACAUAGUUGUGUUUGGUCGUGCAUGUGCGCUUGACAUUGCUGCGAAAAAUAAGCCUGGAGACGCAGGUCCAGAGUUAAAACCAGAUACUGGAGAGGUCUCCAUCGCCAACUAUGAAAAACUCCGGACCGCAAAUGGAAAUUAUCCAAUUGCACAAGUUCGAUUAGAAAUGCAGCGAACAAUGCAAGACUAUGCUGCAGUAUUUCGUGAUGGUCCUACUCUCAAAGAGGGCUGUAGAAAAAUGUAUGAAUUAUAUGCUUCUCGAAUGAAUGAUUUAAAAGUUAGUGAUCGCAGCAAAAUAUGGAAUAGUGAUCUAAUGGAAGCAUUAGAAUUACAGAAUCUGAUGCUAAACGCUUUACAGACUAUUGUUGGAGCUGAAGCCCGUAGAGAAUCGCGUGGUGCUCAUGCACGUGAAGACUUUCCUAAUCGAUUAGAUGAAUUCGACUACUCUAAACCUAUUGAUGGACAAAAGCCUAAGCCAUUUGAAGAACAUUGGCGAAAACAUACUCUGUCUUAUCAGGAUGUUAAAACGGAGCUGUCCAACUGUCCCUCCAAAACUACGCACUUAUUAGCAUACUCAUUGCUUAGGAUGAAUUUUUCAAAUGUGUAG
Schistosoma margrebowiei is the source of this 1938-nucleotide messenger RNA. NCBI's taxonomy places the organism in Eukaryota, Metazoa, Platyhelminthes, Trematoda, Strigeidida, Schistosomatidae. The record is from the annotation of a GenBank genome assembly.